GCAGCCCUGCCGUUUCCAUGGGAACACACGCACACGCGGGCGCAGCGGCGGUUGCGGCCGUUGGCCCCGCGCUCGCCGGCGCCCCCCAGCCAUGCCCCGGCGGCGGCGGGGCGGGAGCGCCGCGCUGCGGCGGCAGCAGGAGCGGGCGCUGAGCAGCACCAUGCGCGUCGUGCGGGAGCUGGGCCCCACCGCGUUCCUGCUGCAGGAGGACGGCCAGGAGGGCGCGCCGCUGCGGGUGUUCCUGGGGGAGCCUCACUCCUGCACCUGCGCCGCCUUCCUGAAGGAGAAGGCCCUCUGCAAGCACAUCUGCUGGAUAUUGCUGAAAAAGUACCGAUUACCAAGAGAUCAUGAAUAUGCUUUUAAGCUGGGUCUUCUGGAAAGAGAAAUUGAGGAUGUGCUUCAGCGAUUACAACAGGAACAGACACUAAAUCCUGAGAAAACCCUCUUCUCACAGGCAUUACAUGAGGAGAAUGAUAGAUGCAUUCAUCAGAAAGAAAUUGGUAUAGAGGAUGUCUGUCCCAUUUGUCAGGAGGAGUUGCUAAAGAUGAUGCUUCCCAUCACUUACUGCAGAUACAGCUGUGGUAACAAUGUACACAUAAAAUGUAUGAAAAUUUGGGCUGACCACCAAGAUGAACUGGGGACUGACUCUGUAGUAAAGUGUCCACUCUGCCGGGAAGAAUUUGCACCUCUAAAGCUCAUUCUAGAAGAAUUUAGAAACUCUAGUCAACUUGUGACUGCAACAGAGAGAGCAAGACUGGACAGGCACCUUGGAAUUCCUUGUAAUAAUUGCAGAGUAUUUCCAAUUGUGGGAAGGUGCUACAAGUGCACUGAGUGUAUUGAGUAUCACCUAUGUCAUGAAUGUUUCAUUGGCUUUCACCAUUCUCCACAUGUUUUUGUCUUCAGAAAGAAGAGAAAUAAGAGUUGGAGAUCUCUUGAACAGCUUUCAGAAUUAUCAGCCCAAGGAGGAAAAUUUAAAAGCUUUAACCCAGGAAAUAAUUCUAAAGAAGCAGUAUUACAUCUUCAGAAGACUAGUUGUACCCCAAAAAGUAUUGUAAAAUCUUUACCCAGCAUUCGAGUUAGAAAACAUAGUCAUUUACUUGCUCCAGGUAUUCAGUGUAGAUGCUGCUUGAAGCCCUUUCACCUUGGUCAACAUGUAAGACUCCUACCAUGUAAUCAUAAGUUUCAUAGGGAAUGUAUUGACAGUUGGCUACUGCACCAAAGAAACACAUGUCCUAUUGAUGAGUAUGUUGUAUACAAUCCUCUGAUUUGGAAGGAUACGCCAGCCAAACAUGAAAUCUGCCCAACAGGUUCUCAUAGAAAUGUUAGUAAACAUGCAAAGCAAGUGGAACCAGAAAUUUUUGUAUCUGGAAAUGGAUCAUUUCUCAAGCAAACAUUAUCUGGACAUACAUCAGAAAGUUCUCAAAGUAGCUUCAAAAAACUUUGUAACAAAGAUGUGCCAGACUCUCUAAGCUCUUUUGAGACAUCAUUUUCCAGGAAGUCUGAUACCAUUAGACCUAGAAAGGAUUAUGUUCAUAAUGCUGAGAGAAGCCCAUACCAGUUUGACCGUAGCAACAAGAACAAAAUAGAUCCUUUUAAAAAAGAUAUGGACUGUGAUAAUUCCAUGAUUCUAAGAUAUCCUAGGGAACUGAAUUUUGAAAUCAAUCUGGGUGCAGCAAGCCAUUCCUCAAAAAGAGACAAUAAGGAUAUGAGAAAUGCCAACCAUCAAAGCAGGCUUUUAACAAGACUACCUAAACAUAAUCAUCUGAACAGUAAAACAGCAAAAAUAAAUUUAUUAUUGGAGGGAAUUCCACUGCAUACUAGCUCAUGAUUAUCUUGUUUUAGAUGACACAGCUAUAUGUUUACUUUCCUACUAUAGAGAAGAGGAAACAAGUUAAUAAAUGAAUAAUCAGAUGUCAUGAACCGUAGCUACUAGAAAAAUUAAGUCGGUGCUAUGGGAAACGUUCAGACUAAAUCUGCUCAAAUAAACACAGGAACUGAUAUGGCUGGUGUAGAUGUGUCUCAAAAAAAAAAGUCAUACACCUGUAAAAUUGACACUAUUUCUUAUUUUUAAUUUUUAACCUUCAAUCAAAGAACUUAUUCUAUAAAGAAAUAUAAAAUGCAAAAAGCUUUUAUAUUCUUGAAAGACCAAUUAGAUAAAGUAUCUUAUUACAACUCUGAAUAAAUGAAGCUAAACUGAUAUUAACAUUGCCAAAAUAGUGGUAUCAAAUCUGCUGUUUUCAAUGAGUAAUAACAAAAAGCAAACUAACACAGAAAAGAAGUUACUUAUACUCUCAGAUAAACUGUACAAGACGUACUAGGGUUUAAUGAUAGCUAAUGCUCAAAAGAGGAGCUAAGCUUCCAAAUGUUAAACAGGAAACUCAAACUUAGGCAUUUUCAGUUGCAUAUACAUAUGUCCAAGCCAAAGAAUUACCAAGCCUAAAAAUUAUUUCUCAAAUGGCAAUAUAAUAAAUUUAGCUUUAUAGUUUUAUCAUAUUAUACUUAUUCCUGAUAAGUAUAAUAAAGAUUAAAACUUAUUAUUACUUACGAAAGUAAUAAUCCCAGACCCAUGUUUGGCUGCCCUAAUCAAGAAAGAGGAAUCCGAUUUAAUGUGAAUAUAGAUGUCUUUCUUCAGUAGAAAUGGAACAGACACUGUGACCAAAUUAAGAACUGAUAAAUUUUUGAGGAUGAGGACAGUAACAUUCUUUCAUCAUUGGAAUGAUGGCAAUCGGAGCAAUAUAUAUUUUUAGUGGUAUUUAGCAAAUAAAGUAUGUAGUGAGAUAGGUACGUUCCUGGACAAUGUAUUACUUCAAGGACAUUUAAAUAAAAAUUAAAACAUUGGUAACUUUUUAAAACUAUUUAUUAUAUUGCAUAAGCUGUAACAUUUUACAAAUCUUAGUUACAUUUUCAGCAACAGAUACAUUGAUACUGUAGUAAAUACAUUGAGAAAUGAAGACACCUCUGACAAAAUAUAAAAAGAUAGAAAUACUUUAAAAAAAUGGUGGAUAUUAAGCAUCUUCCAAAUGAGCAAUAUCUGUAUUGGAGUGUUUCGGGAAAUGAUUGCCAAAGAAAUGAAGUGCUUGUUUGAAUGUAUGGCUCCAACAUGCAAGGUGGUGAGCACAGCCAGCGCUAUCAGCUCAUCUAUGCUUCAGCACCUCAGAGUUGGGUUUUAAUGAGCUUCAUGCUCUAAGGAGCACUAAAAAGUGCCUUUCUACACCAUACCAGGAUGUUGUGAAAAUAUUUGCUUACUGUUGUAAUACAGACUGAAGUGCAACAUGUGCUUCAAAUGAAUUAAAUCCGUUAAAAUGAGGAAUAACGUACCAGUGUAUUUGGGGAGGGAGAGUAUACAAAUGUUCAAAGAAUCUUAACAAUUAACUGAGAAAAAUUUCAUUUGGUAAAAUAAUUUUAAGCCGAGAGUGUUAAUGUUAAGAAUUAUGACAACUUUGCUCUGCCAGGCUUACAAAUAAAUGGCUUCAAACAUUUUUUUAACAGAAAACAUUGAAUAUUGCUUUUAAAAGAAAAUGAAGCUCAGAUUAAAGUCACUUGAAAAAACCUCAUACUUUUCAUUUUUAUUCUUUAGCAAAAAUAUGCAUGCCUGUUGUUAGAAGCAUAGUACAAACCAGUAUGAGCUACUAUAAAAGAAUAGUCAUUUUUAACUCUGUAGGCCUAGCAUUGUGUUUUGCCUAUGUAUAAUUUCAGUGAAUCAACAACAACAAAAAAAUCUGUAGAUGCUUGGCUUAUGUAAACAAUGCAGGUUAGGCCCCAAAAUGAAAUACAAAUUGGUUCUAGGACUGUAACAAGAAUUGAGUACCUAAUUCCAUAUGCUCUCUGCUUCUACUGGCCAGGAAGGUUAGGACCUGAAAAAGGAUUUUUAUCAAACAAAUAACUUGCAUAUAAAAAAGUAUAUUAAUUUUGUUUUUGAAGUUAAAAUCUCAGUCAGUUUCAUACCUGUAAAUCGAGUGAUUUCAAGAUGCUUACUCUUAAAUUGAAUCAAAUCCUGCACAUGCAUUUUUAAAAGAUACAACUCUUUAGAUUACUAAAGAUAUACUUUUCCCCCCCUUUUCAAACAUAAAAUAUAAAAAAGAUAGGGAUUACAACUGUUAUCAUCAUCAACAUGCAAGAGUCAGUAUUCCAACAUAAAAACACUAGCUCUGGUUUUUACAAUAUUAUAAAAGCUACAUAAUUUUAAGUAUGAAUUGGGGCUUUUUGGCUAACAGAAAAAAAUAUAUACGUGUGCUUUUCAGAUAGUCAGGUGUCCCACUGAUAAAAUAAGUCUGAUGAAAGAGAAAGGCACUUCAGCAGGCUUACUGUCAUAUUUUCUAUAUAUGCAACAUUUCAUUUGCAGUAGCAGACAGUGGACAUUAUGUACUUCAUUUUAGUUUGCACACUGCUACAUUAGUAAUACUAUUAACCUACUUCACUUUUUAACUCAUGAGAACAGUUUAGACUGGUGUCCAUUCAUUUCAUCCGCUUUGGUACAAAUUACUGGACAAAAGCAAAGCAAACAACUAAAUGUUUUCAUUCCUACACCCUGGAUUAUUUUCUGUGUCAGCUUUUCUAGGUCUGCAUUGGUAAAUUGUAUCUCUAACCAUCAAAUCCAGUUGUGCUUUCAGGUUUGUAUGAUACCAAACAUAGGGUUCUCCAUUACUUUCUGAUAGUACUAUAUAGAUUUUUCUUUUCAGUCAAAUAGAUUUUUUGAAGUUAUUGUCUUUUUUGAAUUCUGUAAUACCUGGCAUUUGAUAACAAUCUUUAAACUACUUCCAAUGAGCUUAUUCUAGGGAACCUAACAAGCUUAAUGUGCGUGAAGCUGCAUGUUAUUUAAUUUGAUCACUUCCCUUGAUUUAUGAUACACUAAAGAACUGACCUGAGCUACAUAGCUAUUUUGCAUAAACAGGACUUGGCUAAAUCCAUCUGCCACCUUAUCAAAACCAGGAAAGACCUGGAAUCAGUAAUGCACUUGGGCAAGAAGAGAAGAAUCUCAACAUUGUGUAUUGUAACAACAGGGGGGAAAGCAUCCUCAAGUUUAUUAACCACCUUUCAUCUUAAAUGUGAGACAAAAUUUGGUCUUGAGUGUUCUGUAAAUACUUUAUACAUGUACGCACAGUUCCAAGUAAAAGGUGACUUUUUUCAGGAGAUUAUGGUGCAAAAAGCAUCUUAUGAAGAAUCAAGACAAAAUGCUCACAAAUGUUUGUAUUCUUUAAAAAGAAUCAAUUCCAUUGAAGCACAAGUACCAGUUUGAAAACAAGUAUCAGAAAGAAGCUGUACCCUUUCCAUUCCUCCCCACCUCCAUCCCUCUCUCCUUAGAAAGGGUUUCGUUCAGUUGCCGCAGUCAUGGCCCACUUCUGCUCUUAUUCUCAAGGCAAUCAACCUCCAGAUUCAAAGACAUGGAAACCUCUGAGUGUUUCCAUGGUCUUUCCAGGAGCAGUUUGUCAUGAAUCUGUACUACUACUUCUUGUAUAGACAUAAUUUUAGUGCUGACAUUUUAGCCCUGUGUUAGUGUUGAAACACUGAGACAGCAGAAAAAAAAUCUGUUCUUUGAUUUCCUAUAGAUUCUUAUAUAGAAAUCAUACAGAUUCUAUAUAUAGAAAUACAGACAAGCACUAGUGUGACCACAAACAGAAAUUUUGUGAUGAUGUUUUAUCUUUUCUACCUAUGUACAUCAUGUAUGGUAUCUCUGGAAUUAAAGUUUUUAGAACACA
Messenger RNA from Dromaius novaehollandiae (emu), 5696 nucleotides. RefSeq names its product zinc finger SWIM-type containing 2 (gene ZSWIM2). Bases 92 to 1828 code for a protein of 578 amino acids. The transcript is spliced from 9 exons. The record is from RefSeq and is a predicted model, not a curated record. Lineage: Eukaryota; Metazoa; Chordata; Aves; Casuariiformes; Dromaiidae. Gene Ontology annotation, molecular function: ubiquitin protein ligase activity; zinc ion binding.